Messenger RNA from Tarenaya hassleriana, 554 nucleotides. RefSeq names its product outer envelope membrane protein 7. The record is from RefSeq and is a predicted model, not a curated record. The transcript has a single exon. Lineage: Eukaryota; Viridiplantae; Streptophyta; Magnoliopsida; Brassicales; Cleomaceae. Bases 65 to 328 code for a protein of 87 amino acids.
CACGAGAGAGAGAGAGAGAGAGAGAGAGAGAGAAGACGUAGUGAGAGAGAGAGGGAGAUCUGCAAUGGCGGCGAUAACGACCGCGGUGAUCGCCAUCGCCGGAGUGAUUCUGGGAUGGAUAACCAUUGAAAUCGCGUGCAAGCCUUGCCUGGAGAGAGGCCGAGAAGCCAUCGAUCAAUCUCUCAACCCCGAUUACGACCCCGACGACGAUUCCUCCGCCGUGCGAGCGCCUCUUCUCGCCAAUCCUCAACCGGAGCACUCCGAUCCAUCCGACGCCGCCGGUGACGGAUCCUCCUCCGAUCCCUCCACCGCGAUCAAGUCCAUCUGACCGGAAUAUCCGGUUCAGGAUGCUUCGUGCUUGCCCCUCGAUUUCUCGGUAUUUACCUGAAUUGCCAUCCAUCUUAAUUCGUGUUUUCGUGCUUUGUCUAUGAGCUGGGACCUACAUUUGCGCUGAUUCGGUAAUCGAUGAUUGUGUUAUUUUCCUUGAAUGAAGGAGAAAAAUGAAUCAGUAUUUUGCACUUUUAAUUAAUUAAUUAAUCACAUGAAUGUAAUUA